UUGUUGAAAAUGACACCUAUCAGUCCGUCUGGUGGAGUGCUGAUGGAACUGCCGUGGUUAUCCACGAGAUGAUGUUCAUUGCUGAAAUACUUGAAAGGGAUGUGAUUGAUUGUAAAUUCGGCACAAAGAGCAUCAAGAACUUCUAUCGGCAGCUUAAGCUGUAUGGAUUUACCAGGCCUGGAGUUAACCUAGAAAACCAUGAAAAUCUCAGCAUGGACGUCACUGCCAAAAAGGUCAAGGUGUUUGCCAAUCCUUACUUCCAGAGGGGGUGUGAGAACCUCCUGGCCCAGCUGAAGCGGCAUGUAAGGACCAAAGCUACUGAAACAUCUCCAGUGGCUGACGCGGAAAUCUGUAAAGCUUCUGGACAUGGUUGCAAGCUGACUGAUGAAAUGGUCAGCCCAACCUCCCGCAGACCUGCGAUCCAAUGCCAUGACAGGACCCUACUUGGCCCCAGCCGUGGCCUGUCUCUCAUGCUGGCCGCUUUGGAGAGCAAGAGAAGGGCCUUGAUGGAUUUCCUUCGGAUGAAUAGUGUCAACUCAGCAGGUCCAUCAACUUCCGGUGACAUCAACAGCAUCAGUGGAACACAUGAGGCCAAUAAUAACCCCCAUUCCUUCAAUAAAUCAACAGAGUUACUUUAUGUUUAUGACUCAUUGCACCAUUCUGAGCUUCAAUUACACUACAUUGUGAGAUAA
Messenger RNA from Alosa alosa (allis shad), 692 nucleotides. RefSeq names its product heat shock transcription factor, X-linked-like. NCBI's taxonomy places the organism in Eukaryota, Metazoa, Chordata, Actinopteri, Clupeiformes, Clupeidae. The transcript has 2 exons. The record is from RefSeq and is a predicted model, not a curated record. Gene Ontology annotation, biological process: regulation of DNA-templated transcription. Gene Ontology annotation, molecular function: DNA-binding transcription factor activity; sequence-specific DNA binding. The coding region runs from base 69 to 692 and encodes 207 amino acids.